This is a messenger RNA of Nerophis lumbriciformis (worm pipefish), 1053 nucleotides long. The record is from RefSeq and is a predicted model, not a curated record. Lineage: Eukaryota; Metazoa; Chordata; Actinopteri; Syngnathiformes; Syngnathidae.
AUGGGCAGCAUGACCUCUUGCUGCGUGACCGCCACGCCGAAAGUCCACUCCAGACUGGAAGAGGACCAAGCCGAAACGGAACCAAACCUGCGGCAGGAGGAGACGCUCUUAGAAAACAACCUGCAACACAUCCGUGACAUUGAGAACGUGGAUGAGAUGGACGUGAUACUGAGUCCUGCUGAUCAUCCACAAAGUGGCACGAUGUUCCUCAGCAAAUCCAUGAAUGGCGGUGUGCUCAUUUGUACAUAUUCCGCAAUGAGAGAGAGACAAAAGAUCCAUUUCAUCCGCUACCGCGGUCCAACCAGCAGGUGGAAGUACAGCUCAUGCUCCACCAUCUUCCUUGAUGAGAACACAGUGAGCAGGCCUCACCUUAAAUACACCAUCAAAUGUGUAGCAUUGGCUAUUUACUACCACAUCAAAAACAGGGACCACAAUAGAAACCCACUCGCCGACAUUUUUGACGAGAGGCUUCACCCGCUCUCGAGAUCACAGCGGGUGCCGGCUGAUUACGAUCAUCGAGAACCGGAGCGGAGACAGGUUUACCGCUUCGUCCGCACUCUCUUCUGCGCUGCUCGGCUCCGAUCCGAGUGCGCCAUCGUCAUGCUAGUGUACCUGGAGAGACUUCUAACAUAUGCGGAGAUUUCCAUGAGUCCGUGUACGUGGCGGCGUAUGGUGCUGGGCGCCGUCCUGCUGGCGUCUAAAGUGUGGGACGACCAGGCUGUGUGGAACGUGGACUACUGCCACAUCCUCAAAGACAUGCCAGUGGCCGACAUGAACGACCUGGAGCGCCACUUCCUGGAGCUCCUGCAGUUCAACAUCAACGUACCCUCCAGCAUUUAUGUCAAGUAUUACUUUGACCUGCGCUCGCUGUCCGAGGCCAACGACCUCAGUAUCCCCCUGGAGGCCCUCAGCAACCACAAGGCCCAAAAACUUGAGGCUAUUUCCAGACUGAGCGACGACACGUUCGGGGAAGCGCGGAGAGCUUCCAGGAAGCGCUCGGCCAGCGUGGACCACCUAGAUGGAGACAUGUGGGUUCCCGCCAUCCUCUCCUAA